Molecule: messenger RNA, 6210 nt
Organism: Neogale vison (American mink)
Lineage: Eukaryota; Metazoa; Chordata; Mammalia; Carnivora; Mustelidae
Gene: NRXN1
Product: neurexin 1
Exons: 23
Coding region: 21-4571 (1516 amino acids)
Source: RefSeq, a predicted model, not a curated record
GCCGCACCCCAGCCCCGAGCAUGGGGACGGCGCUUCUCCAGCGCGGGGGCUGCUUUCUCCUGUGCCUCUCGCUGCUGCUCCUGGGCUGCUGGGCAGAGCUGGGCAGCGGGCUGGAGUUCCCGGGCGCUGAGGGCCAGUGGACGCGCUUCCCGAAGUGGAACGCCUGCUGCGAGAGCGAGAUGAGCUUCCAGCUCAAGACGCGCAGCGCCCGCGGCCUAGUGCUCUACUUCGACGACGAGGGCUUCUGCGACUUCCUGGAGCUCAUUCUGACACGCGGCGGCCGCCUGCAGCUCAGCUUCUCCAUCUUCUGCGCGGAGCCGGCCACGCUGCUGGCUGACACGCCCGUCAACGACGGCGCAUGGCACAACGUGCGCAUCCGCCGGCAGUUCCGCAACACGACGCUCUUCAUCGACCAGGUGGAGGCCAAGUGGGUGGAGGUCAAGUCGAAGCGCAGGGACAUGACCGUGUUCAGCGGGCUCUUCGUGGGGGGGCUGCCCCCGGAACUGCGCGCCGCGGCGCUCAAGCUGACGCUGGCCUCCGUGAGGGAGCGCGAGCCCUUUAAAGGGUGGAUUCGCGACGUGAGGGUCAACUCCUCCCAGGCGCUGCCGGUGGACAGCGGCGAGGUGAAGCUGGACGAUGAGCCGCCCAACAGCGGCGGGGGGAGCCCGUGUGAGGCUGGUGAGGAGGGCGAGGGCGGGGUGUGCCUUAACGGAGGCGUGUGCUCCGUGGUGGACGACCAGGCGGUGUGCGACUGCUCGCGAACCGGCUUCCGCGGCAAGGACUGCAGCCAAGAAGACAACAAUGUGGAAGGUCUGGCGCACCUGAUGAUGGGCGACCAAGGUAAAAGUAAAGGAAAAGAAGAAUAUAUUGCCACUUUCAAGGGAUCUGAAUACUUCUGCUACGACUUGUCUCAAAACCCCAUUCAAAGCAGCAGCGAUGAAAUAACGCUGUCCUUUAAAACUCUUCAGAGGAAUGGACUGAUGCUUCACACUGGGAAAUCGGCUGAUUAUGUCAAUCUUGCCCUGAAAAAUGGAGCUGUUUCUCUGGUCAUUAAUUUGGGAUCAGGGGCCUUUGAAGCACUAGUGGAGCCCGUGAAUGGAAAGUUUAAUGAUAAUGCCUGGCAUGAUGUGAAAGUCACCAGGAAUCUGCGUCAGCACUCAGGCAUUGGACACGCUAUGGUGACAAUAUCAGUGGAUGGGAUUCUUACCACAACGGGCUACACACAAGAAGAUUAUACCAUGCUGGGGUCUGAUGACUUUUUCUAUGUUGGAGGCAGUCCCAGCACAGCAGACCUUCCAGGGUCACCAGUCAGUAACAACUUUAUGGGCUGUCUCAAAGAGGUUGUAUAUAAAAAUAACGAUGUAAGGCUGGAAUUAUCUCGACUUGCCAAGCAAGGAGACCCUAAGAUGAAGAUCCAUGGAGUGGUGGCAUUUAAAUGUGAGAAUGUUGCAACUUUGGACCCAAUCACCUUUGAAACCCCAGAGUCUUUCAUCUCUUUGCCUAAAUGGAAUGCAAAGAAAACGGGCUCCAUAUCAUUUGAUUUCCGCACAACAGAGCCAAAUGGCCUCAUUUUAUUUAGCCAUGGCAAACCAAGACACCAAAAAGACGCCAAGCACCCUCAGAUGAUAAAGGUUGACUUCUUUGCUAUUGAGAUGCUAGAUGGCCAUCUCUACCUCCUCCUGGACAUGGGGUCAGGUACGAUAAAAAUCAAAGCCCUACAGAAGAAGGUGAAUGAUGGAGAAUGGUAUCAUGUGGACUUCCAAAGAGAUGGACGGUCAGGUACCAUUUCUGUCAACACACUGCGCACGCCCUACACGGCCCCUGGCGAGAGUGAGAUUCUGGACCUGGAUGAUGAGCUGUACCUGGGGGGCUUGCCGGAGAACAAGGCUGGCCUCGUCUUCCCCACCGAGGUGUGGACUGCUCUGCUCAACUACGGCUACGUGGGCUGCAUUAGAGAUUUGUUCAUUGACGGCCAGAGCAAAGAUAUCCGGCAAAUGGCUGAAAUUCAAAGUACUGCUGGAGUGAAGCCCUCCUGUUCAAGGGAAACAGCAAAACCGUGCCUUAGCAACCCUUGUAAAAACAACGGCAUGUGCAGGGAUGGGUGGAACAGAUAUGUCUGUGAUUGUUCCGGAACAGGCUACCUUGGCAGGUCCUGCGAGAGAGAGGCAACGGUUCUGAGCUACGAUGGGAGUAUGUUUAUGAAAAUCCAGCUCCCAGUGGUGAUGCACACAGAGGCCGAGGACGUGUCCUUACGGUUCCGAUCCCAGCGCGCCUAUGGCAUUCUCAUGGCAACCACCUCCAGAGACUCGGCAGACACCCUCCGCCUGGAGCUGGAUGCAGGGCGUGUGAAACUGACGGUCAACCUAGAUUGUAUCAGGAUUAACUGUAAUUCCAGCAAAGGUCCCGAGACCCUUUUUGCCGGCUAUAACCUCAAUGAUAACGAAUGGCACACGGUGCGUGUGGUCCGUCGGGGAAAAAGUUUAAAGUUAACCGUGGAUGACCAACAGGCCAUGACAGGUCAAAUGGCAGGUGAUCACACAAGGCUGGAAUUUCAUAACAUAGAGACUGGCAUCAUCACAGAACGCCGGUAUCUGUCUUCUGUCCCCUCCAACUUCAUUGGACACCUCCAGAGCCUGACAUUUAAUGGAAUGGCGUACAUUGACUUGUGUAAAAAUGGUGACAUAGAUUACUGCGAGCUCAAUGCCAGAUUCGGCUUCAGGAACAUCAUAGCAGACCCUGUCACCUUCAAGACCAAAUCAAGCUAUGUUGCCUUAGCUACAUUGCAAGCCUACACUUCUAUGCAUCUUUUUUUCCAGUUCAAGACAACAUCCCUAGAUGGACUAAUUCUAUAUAAUAGUGGGGAUGGAAAUGACUUUAUUGUGGUUGAAUUAGUUAAAGGGUACUUACAUUAUGUGUUUGAUUUGGGAAAUGGUGCUAACCUCAUCAAAGGGAGCUCAAAUAAACCUCUCAAUGACAAUCAGUGGCACAAUGUGAUGAUAUCAAGGGACACCAGCAAUCUCCACACUGUCAAGAUUGACACGAAAAUCACAACACAAAUCACCGCGGGAGCCAGGAACUUGGACCUCAAAAGUGACUUGUAUAUAGGAGGAGUGGCUAAAGAAACAUACAAAUCUUUGCCGAAACUCGUCCAUGCCAAGGAGGGCUUUCAAGGCUGCCUGGCAUCAGUUGAUUUAAAUGGACGACUUCCAGACCUCAUCUCAGAUGCUCUUUUCUGCAAUGGACAGAUUGAGAGAGGAUGUGAAGUUGCAUUGAUGAAAGCUGACUUGCAAGGACCCAGCACAACAUGCCAAGAGGACUCCUGUUCUAAUCAAGGCGUGUGCUUGCAGCAAUGGGAUGGCUUCAGCUGUGACUGUAGCAUGACUUCCUUCAGCGGUCCACUCUGCAAUGACCCUGGGACGACGUAUAUCUUUAGCAAAGGUGGUGGACAAAUCACAUAUAAGUGGCCUCCUAAUGACCGGCCAAGUACACGAGCAGACAGACUGGCCAUAGGGUUUAGCACUGUUCAAAAAGAAGCUGUAUUGGUGCGAGUGGACAGUUCUUCUGGCCUGGGUGACUACCUAGAGCUGCAUAUACACCAAGGAAAAAUUGGAGUUAAAUUUAAUGUUGGGACAGAUGACAUCGCCAUUGAGGAGUCCAAUGCAAUCAUUAACGAUGGGAAAUACCAUGUAGUCCGUUUUACGAGGAGUGGUGGCAAUGCCACGUUACAGGUGGACAGCUGGCCAGUGAUCGAGCGUUACCCUGCAGGAAACAAUGAUAACGAGCGCCUGGCGAUUGCUAGACAGCGAAUUCCAUAUCGACUUGGUCGAGUAGUUGAUGAAUGGCUACUCGACAAAGGGCGUCAGCUCACAAUCUUCAAUAGCCAAGCAACUAUAAUAAUUGGCGGGAAAGAGCAGGGCCAGCCCUUCCAGGGCCAGCUCUCUGGGCUUUACUACAAUGGCUUGAAAGUUCUGAAUAUGGCAGCCGAAAAUGAUGCCAACAUCGCCAUAGUGGGAAAUGUGAGACUUGUUGGUGAAGUGCCUUCCUCAAUGACAACUGAGUCGACAGCCACUGCCAUGCAGUCAGAGAUGUCCACAUCAAUUAUGGAGACCACCACAACCCUAGCUACUAGCACAGCCAGAAGAGGAAAGCCUCCUACAAAAGAACCCAUUAGCCAGACCACCGACGACAUCCUCGUGGCCUCAGCAGAAUGUCCCAGCGAUGACGAGGACAUUGACCCCUGUGAGCCGAGCUCAGGUGGGUUAGCUAACCCAACCCGAGCAGGCGGGAGAGAGCCAUAUCCAGGCUCCGCGGAAGUGAUCCGAGAGUCCAGCAGCACCACGGGCAUGGUGGUGGGGAUAGUGGCUGCUGCCGCCCUGUGCAUCCUCAUCCUCCUCUAUGCCAUGUACAAGUACAGGAACCGGGAUGAAGGCUCAUACCAUGUGGACGAGAGUCGAAACUACAUCAGUAACUCAGCACAGUCCAAUGGGGCUGUCGUAAAGGAGAAACAACCCAGCAGUGCGAAAAGCGCCAACAAAAAUAAGAAAAACAAGGAUAAAGAGUAUUACGUCUGAUCCCAAGAUCUUAAAAAGACCCUUGUAUAGAAAUAGUCUUCAUUUUAUCUGAGACAUAAUAUAAACUUAUUUACUUUCCUUUUUAUGAAGCACAUACAAAAGAAGACAGGGAAUGCAAUCAGGAAGGAAAGACUGUUUUUAAAAAAUAAAAAGUAUCUCAUGCUCUUGUUUCUCCAAAAAAGAAAGGAAAAAAAAAAAAAAAAAAACAGGGGCCAAUAAAUUCCCUAACAUCCACAGUGUUUUCAUUUACUCUGCCUGUCUUUAUGUUGCUGGAACAUUCCUAAAAGACAGUGAUGACCGCACGCAUUCAUAAAGCAAAGGAGUAUUACAACAUCAAGGCACAACACAAAAACACAACACACACCACAAAAAAAAAAAAAAAAAAAAAAAAAGAAGCUACCUAUGAUCCUGGAUUUAGCCAAAGUGCUAGCGCUUUCCUGAGAAGUCAGUUAGUCUGAUUGCCAGAGAAGACUGUGUCAUUUUGAAUGACCCAACCUGCAAACCUUUGGGUUUGCCACCUGGCGCAACUGGAGCGGUGGUUGGAACUUGCAUUUGAAACAAAGUGCUGGCUUUUUUGAAGACUCGUGUAGGAACACAUUCAAAAAGCCCCUUUCUGGUUGUGAGGGAAAAAAGUCUGGAGGCCUUAUUUUCAACAACUUGAAAUAUAAGGCACAUUUCACACUAAAAUUUCAAAAUAAACAAAAAACCAAGAGGGCAUAGAUGCAAUCAUUGGGAAAUUUUCAUGCACGCUUAAUAUGUUAUUACAUAUGUUUAUAUAAAAUCCAUCUCUGUGUGCUUUCUGGACUGUGAUAAGUGACGUUUUAUAGCCUGUUGUAUAGAAAAUGCAAAAUAUAUCUCUGCUCUUCAGCCAUUUUUGGUAAAUUCAAUGUUAUAAGUGUUGCUAAGUAUAGGGAGUUUUAUGACAUCAGAGCAACAAUUAUUUCAGGUUUUUUUUUUUUUUUGCCACCAUUAUAAAUUGCCACAGUUACUUACUUUUUUAAAAAAAAUUACAAUGUAGUGUUUAUUCUAAGGAAGAUAUGUAUGAAUGUAUAUAAAAAGACUCAGCUACUUUUUUUUUCUAACAUGUACAGCUUUCAUUCUGUUGCAAUUAAGUUUUAGUAUUUGUAUGAAGGUGUGAAUUAGAAGGUAAAAUAUAUACAUAUGUAUCUUAUAAUCUUCUUUUCUCCCCCCAAUACUCACAUUUCCACAUACUUUUAUCAUUUACGAUCACACACACACACACAUACACAUACACACACGCACACACACACACAACCAAUCCAGAGGAAUCCAUCAGAUAUGAUGGAAAACCCGAGCAUAUAUGUAACAGCAAAUGUUUACUGGCAAAUUGAAAAGCAGGAAGGAAGGAAGAUAGUUGUGCCAAGGUAUUGAUGACAAAUGGGGUGAUUUGCUUCAUUGAGAUCAUGCUCUCAAGAAACCCUGAGAAUAUUUUAGUCCCUAAUGAAAUGGAACCUUUUCUUAUCAAAUAGAAUAUCACUGGUAUAUUGCUGCAUGAAUAUGAACCAUUAUGUAAGGGAGGUUACGGAAGCAAAAUUGGUUAAUCUACACCUUAACCCUGGCUGCUGCAAUUAAAUACUUUGUUUCCAAUAAUAUAUAUAUAUAUAUAUAUAUAUAUAUA